Hippoglossus stenolepis (Pacific halibut) is the source of this 7376-nucleotide messenger RNA. Its product is annotated as neuropilin-2. The transcript has 17 exons. Bases 1017 to 3839 code for a protein of 940 amino acids. Gene Ontology annotation, molecular function: vascular endothelial growth factor receptor activity; semaphorin receptor activity. The record is from RefSeq and is a predicted model, not a curated record. NCBI's taxonomy places the organism in Eukaryota, Metazoa, Chordata, Actinopteri, Pleuronectiformes, Pleuronectidae. Gene Ontology annotation, cellular component: membrane. Gene Ontology annotation, biological process: vascular endothelial growth factor signaling pathway; angiogenesis; axon guidance.
UAACCCGGCGGAGAUCGGAGAGGAAGGAGCGGAGCGCACUGCCGGAGCUGCUGGGAGAGAGGGGGAGAGAGGGAGAGAGAGAGAAGAGAAAGAGAGAGAGAGAGAGGGAGAGAGAGAGACAUUCGUUCAGCACAGAGAGAGAAAGAGAGAGAGAGAGAGGGGGGAGACAGAGACGCGUGUUGGAGCAGAGAAAAGCUCAGUUUGGAUGAGGAGCAGAGCGGAGAGGCUGCACGUUCAUUUCCUCCCGAUCAGCUUUUACGCACGCACACCGGUGCUGCUGCCGCCGCCUCCUCCGAGACACCUCAGCCUGCGUCCCUGGCGCAAGAAACGGAACCGUUCCCCAUCCGGACAGUGUCCUCACAGGACAAUCGAUGGGACGACAUUUGGUGUUUAUUUUAAUCACAGGUGCUUUUACCAAGUAGACGCGCCACUUGGAGAUUGAGCCACAGGAGAAGAUCUGGGAAUAUUUACAUCGAAACAAACAGGGAAAGACGCGUGGGACUUUUCUCCCCCCCCCUUAUUUGCCAAACUUAUUUUUUUUUUGCCGGUAGAUUCUUCUGAUGGUUCCCGGUGAAUCCAACAAGUGAUUUUUUUUUUUUUACUUUGUUUGAAUUUUGUAAUUUCCCUCUCAGCCGUGUCAGGUCUGUAUCCCCACGCGCGUCUUGCCUGACACACGGACCCGGUGCUGUCGACCCUGAGCACCGACAUGGAUUUCGCGACUUUAAAAACGUGUUUACCGGACGAACUGCGCUGAUUUCAGGCCAGUUUCCUCGACAGAAGACGUGGUGCCACACACACUGACACAGCCUAAACGAACAUUACAGUUUUUUCCACUUUGAUAUUGUUGGAGAGGAGAGCACACGCAUUUGUGGAGGAGUUUGGGCACCGGUCGUGUUGCGCACUAGAGAAAUAGAAAACUGUGGAAAAGGAGACUGUGGGAAAGGAGACUGUUGGAUCACAAACUUCUCACAUAUUAAAACCACAGAAGAAGAUAAGAAGUGACUUUUCCCCCACACAUGAGAGGAGAGAAGAUGGAUUUACUCAUAUGGCUCUGUGGAUGUUUACUGGCUUUUCUUUCGCCUCCAGUCAGAGCAGAAGAAGGAGCGUCUGAGCCAUGCGGCGGCUUUUUAGAUGCCAGCGAUGCCGGAUACAUCACCACACCUGGCUACCCGCUGGAGUACCCGCCCCACCAGAACUGCCGCUGGGUCAUCACGGCCCCCGAGCCUUCGCAACGCAUUGUCCUCAACUUCAACCCGCACUUUGAGAUAGAGAAGCUGGACUGCAGGUAUGACUACGUAGAGAUCCACGAUGGAAACUCAGAGUCCGCCGACCUACUGGGGAAGCACUGCAGCAACAUCGCCCCCGCACCAAUCAUAUCGUCGGGCCCCUCGCUCCACAUCAAGUUCGUAUCGGACUACGCCCACCAGGGGGCAGGCUUCUCGCUGCGAUACGAAAUCUUCAAAACCGGUUCAGACUGUUCCCGUAACUUCACCAGCCCCUCGGGUCUCAUCGAGUCUCCGGGCUUCCCCGACAAAUACCCGCACAACCUGGAGUGCUCCUUCAUCAUUGUUGUCCCUCCCAGCAUGGACGUCACCCUCAGCUUCCUCACCUUUGACCUGGAGAACGACCCCCUGCCAGGUGGAGAGGGGGACUGCAAAUACGACUGGCUUGAGGUCUGGGAUGGGCUCCCUGGAGUGGGCCCUCUGAUUGGCCGUUACUGUGGGACCAGGGUGCCUCCCGAGAUCCAAUCAUCUACCGGGAUUCUCUCGCUGUCCUUCCACACGGACAUGGCUGUGGCUAAAGAUGGCUUCUCGGCCCGAUACAACAUGACGCACAAGGAAGUCAGUGAGAAUUUCCACUGUAGUAAUGCCUUCGGUAUGGAGUCGGGAAAGAUCACCGACGACCAGAUCACGGCCUCAUCAAGUUUCUAUGAUGAGCACUGGCUGCCGCGACAGGCCCGACUCAACUACCACGACAAUGGAUGGACGCCCAAUGAAGACAGCAACAGGGAGUACAUCCAGGUGGAUCUCCACACUCUGAAGGUGCUGACCGGCAUCGCCACGCAGGGCGCCAUUUCGAAGGAAACUGAAAAGGCGUACCAUGUCACCACCUUUAAGCUCGAGGUCAGCACCAACGGAGAGGACUGGAUGGUCUACAGACAUGGCAAGAAUCACAAGGUUUUCCAUGCCAACGUGGACGCCACAGAGGUGGUCCUCAAUCGGAUCCCGCUGCCGGUCCUGGCCCGCUUCGUGCGAGUCCGACCUCAGACCUGGAAGAACGGCAUCGCGCUGCGCUUCGAGCUGUACGGCUGUCAGAUUACGGAUGCUCCCUGCUCAGAACUACAGGGCAUGUUGUCUGGGCUGCUGCCCGACUCCCAGAUCUCUGCAUCCUCCAUGAGGGACAUCCACGGCUCCAUGGGUGCAGCCCGACUGGUGGCCAGUCGGUCCGGCUGGUUCCCCAACCCGACGCAGCCUAUAGCUGGAGAAGAGUGGCUACAGGUGGACCUGGGUGUGCCCAAGAUGGUGCGAGGCAUUAUUACCCAGGGUGCAAGAGGGCUGGAGGGCAGCACCAGCGCCGAGAACAGGGCAUUUGUCAGGAAGUACAAACUGGCGCACAGCUUGACCGGCAAAGACUGGACGUCCAUCACUGACAGCAAGACUGGGUUCGCCAAGAUUUUCGAAGGCAACGGCCACUACGACACUCCAGAGGUGCGGAGGUUCGAGGAGAUAGUCGCCCAGUACAUCAGAGUGUUUCCGGAGCGGUGGUCGCCUGCUGGGAUCGGCAUGAGGAUGGAGGUGCUCGGCUGUGACCUGCCAGAAUCCACCACUGUACCUGACACAAUGACCCCCACUGUGCCCAGAGUGGAAAUGACCACUGCUGCAAUGAGACCUGCCACCACUCCAUCCCUGUCAGCCGUCUGUGACUUUGAGCAGAGCUUGUGCGGCUGGUCGGCUGAUCCUCAGUCAGGUGUGAGCUGGUCCCUGCACACAGCCGGCAGCAGUUCAACAGGACACGACACACAUGAGACCCGGCAGGAUCUGGCACUGGGAUCAGACAAUUUUUCAGGGAACUACCUCCACAUGGAUGCCGGCGCCCACACCCAGCGCAAGCGAGCGCGGCUGCUGAGCCCCGAGGUGGGCCCCGAGCAAGGCCCGCUCUGCCUCCUCUUCUACUACCAACUCCAGGGGGAGGCGCAGGGGAGCCUGAGGGUCCUGCUGAGGGACAACGACCAGGAGGAGACACUGCUGUGGGCGCUCAAGGGAGACCAGGGGCCACACUGGAGGGAGGGCCGCACCAUCCUGCCCCAGAGCCCCAAAGAGUAUCAAGUGGUGUUUGAAGGUUUUUUCGAUCACUCCACCAGAGGCCACAUCAGAAUAGACAACAUCCACAUGAGCAUCAGCAUGGAGCUGGAGCAGUGCACACAGCCUUUCCCUGCCUUAACUCCUGGAAUAAACAGGGGUGCCAUGUCUGGAAUGGAGCCCACAGUAGACUCAGUGGUGGCACAGCCUGUCCCCGCCUACUGGUACUAUGUGCUGGCGGGAGUCGGCGCCAUCCUGCUGCUGGUCACUGUGACCGUGGUGGUGAUUCUGUGCUGCCAUCGGUACCACUGGGCAACCAAGAAGACCAGCAGCAGCGGUCAUCACCAUUCUGUGAUGUACCAGAGCGGCCAACAUUCGAAUCAGCAAGCUCAACAAAACUGCUACCAGAACCAAAACCUCAGCUAUAAUCUGAUCCACUGCCCCGACCAAAGCCACCUGUACCCGGGCACCGGGCCGAGUCCGGACCCCAUGCUCACCAUCCGACUGGAGAAGGAUGACAGCUAUGAUUCCCAGUGUUGAGACAACUGGACAGUGGGAAUGAUUCAGAUUUAUCGGAGCGCUUUUCUCAAACAAAGUGAUGAAAGGGUGUGAACCCUCCCUGAAACGAACGAUCGACAGCAGUAUUCAGUAAAUCGCCGCUCUUCGUUGAUGUGAAGCUUCACUGAGGAGACACUAGUUCCUGUUGCGUAUGACUGGUCUGACUGACGGACCAGGAUGUUGCUAAACUUCCUCGUUGGCUGGAACUGGUAGAAUAAGAAAAGUGCAAUUUCUGAUGCUGAACUUUGUGCGUAUGGCUCAUUGGGGAGAAUGGAGGAAAUGACUGACUCUGAUGAGGGGCUGAUAACAACAACAACAACAACAACAACAACAACAACAACACAGCGCAACUUUUCUUUUUGCUUCUUCAGCCGCACCACAACCUGAAAAAUGAGCUGGAAUAUGAGCAGAACAACAAAGUCACACUCAGACUGACACGCAGACUGUGGACAAGACGCAGUGUUCAGUGUCAAAUCCGUAACAGCUUAUUUUUCCUCCUCUGCACCGCUCGGGUCUGCAGCUUGGACACUUGCCUGCCUCCAAAUACCUUGUCUGACAGUGAAGGGAUUUACACACAGGUACAGGGAGAGAGAGAGAGAGGAGACGGUGCGCGCUGCAUCAAAAGAGAAGGCUAUUUCUUUGGGACUGAAUGAAGCUGCAGUUUAUUUGUUCGCUGGCCCUUUGAGGGACUGCGAGUGACACAGAUUAAGGGGAGAAAAGGGAGCGGUAGAGGGAGAAUUAGUGGCGUCUGUCCAGCUGUGACUGAUAGACAGCUGCACACAUCCAGCGUGUGUGUGUGUGCGCGGCUUCUUUGGUGUGCGAGCGAGGAGUCGGCGCUGUGCCUGCGUUAACGCAAAGAGAAAGAUAGGAUGAGACAAACACUCACAACACUGCAUCAAAACAUGCAACACACACACACAUACCGUACUCCUCAAUACUCCCCAAGUCCCACGUGUCAUCCUGAGUGUGUUUGUCAUUACAUCCUGAUAUGCCUUUUCUUUUUUAAACGUGCUUUAAAAACGAUUACCUCCUCACCUCCAGAACGAGGUCGUGCCUCAGGGUGAGAUUAAGACGGUGAACGGACUUCACACAGUUUGUUGGAUAAUCUGAUGCCUGUGUCUGUAAAUGAUCAAAUCAAACAUCUUAGUAUGUCCUGCAUACGUUAGACAAACAAUAACACAAUGAUAGAUGAUGUUGAGUAUCUGAAGGCACGGGUAUGUUUUCUAUAAGUUUUUUUUUGGGGCCCUUAAACUCUGUUGUAGUUUUCCUUGUCUCUGCACGUGCGAGAAAAAUAUUUAUGUGUUGUGCUCAUUCAUUACAUCUUGAGUGUUAUUCUGACAGAUCCAUACUUUUGAGCAGAUUGGUCUGGUAACGUAUAAAAAACAACUGGUUACCAAAUUGCCAGUUUUGCUUCUAUUCAACAGGUGAGACCAAACAUGCUGUGACAAAAGAGAAUCUUACUUAUGAAGCUUUUUCAGGAAAUAACUCAUUCACAGCUCGGUUGUGUUAUUGAUCACUUUAUUCACCACAGUCUGUUAAAUACCAGGUUCCAUUGCACCAAUACUGUCAGACAACUCACGACUUUUCUGAUGUGUUUUUAUUUUUAAAUCACGUGUCGUUCAGAUGUUUAUAUGUUGGCAUGAGCCAUUGAAAGAUUUCACUCCAGUGUAACCUGAUGCACUUCUGUCACGUUGUUUUACACAUGAUUUUUGCAAUGUUGAGAUUAACAUUAGCACUUUUCUUCUUAAUGUUCAUUUAUUGAAGGUUGAUUGGUUGACUUGAUUAUUACGUCAUUGAGUAUUGUACCAGUGGUGAGUUGAACACCAUUUGUUUUUCUUUCUUAUCUCAAUCACAGUAGGUCUACGUGUAUUUUUUGAUGUGUAAUAGUUCAACUAUGUUUAUUUUUAUACUUACUGACAAUUGUUGUAAGGCUGCAGUUUUGUAGAUUGUGCUCACUGAGAUGAUCUUAACAGUUUUUUUGGCUUUUAGUUCGGGGGUUAGAUCCUCUCCAGUUGAAGCCAUUUUGCAACAGCAAAUGUGUGUUUGUCAUCUAAAGCAUCGUGUUGAAUCCAUAUAGGGCCACAAAGCAAAUCAAUAUGUAAAAAAAACAAAUUAUUUAUUUCCUUUGUUUUGGAUUGAGAUGACCUGAAACUUUUAUUCCGAUCCACGCCUGUGAAAUAGUCUGUUUGGUUCUUAUUUUCCUGACUUCUCAAAUCACCAUCCUGUGUUUUAUGCCACUACCCUCGUAUAUAUAUAUAUAUAUCAUUUUUGUUCAUGCCCAAAUCCCUCAGCCUUUUUUUUUCCUUUUCAUAUUGUUCAAUCCAAACCCAUUGUUUCUAUUCUUCUCAUACCCUCCGUCGCAAUUCUCCGUAGUAAAAAAAACACGAGAGAGAAAAGGAGAGAGCUAAAUCCCUCGGAGGAAAAAGGGCCCAUUAAGCAAGCCCCCUUUUCCCUCCAAACAAUGCGUCCAGAGAUGGAAUGAGAUGAAAGAAAAAGGAGGAAAGAAAUGCUCUCUACAUACUUUCUAAAGAUAGAUAUUUUUUUUUCUCCCUUUUACUGGGAAGACAAACAGGGAGGCAGGUUGUGAGGUUUUGGAGUGAUGGAGGGAGAGGAUGGAAGGAGGAGGGCAGGUUGUUUCAAACACAAAAGCAGAUGAAAGAGGUCUUUUGGCAGAACAGACUGGGUAAUGGAGACACACAUAACAUGCACUGCACACUUAUUUCACACACACACACACACACAAACCUGUGUAAGCAGAGAAUCUAGAUUUUCCAAUGCUUUUGCACACUGUACAGUUUCUCCACACUCACUUACUUUAUUAUAUUGUGUCUCAUACAAUACUCUGUUUUGUACUUUAGUCAACAGGCACUUUACUUUUUUUUGUGCUUGCAUAUCCAUUUUCCCUCCUCCCUGGCACCCUCUCCCUUCCAUUUCAAUCGACUUGCGUAUGAUUUACACAUUAUGUGACUCAUUCCAGCAGCCCUCUGCUGUAACCCAAUCAAUGUGGGUCUGAAAAUUCAAAUACAGGAAUGAUAUAUGACAGUAUUUAUGUUGUGCUGCCCGUGCACUUUUUCUUUUCCAUCCACCCUCUCUCUCUCUCUCUCUCUCUCUCAAACUUUUUGCAAGAUUUGGAAAAUGUGCUGGCAUCUCCUCAUGCGGCACUUUUAAAUCAAGCCUUCCCUCCCUUCCCUCUCCCUUCCCCAUCAUAGACUACUUUGAAGCCUUUUAAUAUUUCUAAUUAGUUAAUGGAGCUGAUUGCGUUCAUAAAACCCUGCAGUAAGCAUUUCUAGCCCACAGGCCAUCGCGCCUUUUUUUUUUCCUCUUUCCUCCUCCUCCUCCUCCUGUUUCCUUGAGAAAUAUUACGAGUGAAAGCACUAACAGGUCCUUGGGCCCCGACUGGCGCUGCAUAUGGUGCCAAAGAGCCGUCCGUGUCUUUGCCCGAAUAAAAGAGCCCCCUUUUUAUACUCUCCUCUUUACUAAUUGGAGAGUGGAGAUAAAAUGGGGCUACGGGGAGUUUUA